UAUGAAGCACGACUGGUCGAAGGGCAGACAAGAAGAAAUGGAGAGCAACGAGUGGAAGUGGGAGAGAAACAUUUUCAGUUCGGAAGAUGAACAAGACAGCGUACCCGUGAAAACGAUCAAGGACAACGAUCGCUCAAUUCUACCUGACUCAAGCGAUCCAAACUAUAUGUUGCACUUGGAAAAGCUCCACCGAAAAAUCAAUACGAUGGAGGACGUUCAGGCACUGUUCAAAAUCGCGCAGUUGAUAGUUGACACAGGAAAGUACAACUUGGCAGAAAAUAUCAUUGACUUUGAUCUGUGCGCACUGGACAGGUGCACGAUAGAGCUGAUCCACGAAAUAAUCGUUCCCCUUGGUUAUGACUGAUGUAUACUAUAUAGGCUAGCAAAAGCUAUACAUGUAAAUAAUAUAUAAGUAUCGUUAUU
Copidosoma floridanum is the source of this 423-nucleotide messenger RNA. RefSeq lists its product as uncharacterized. Gene Ontology annotation, biological process: positive regulation of DNA-templated transcription. Gene Ontology annotation, cellular component: transcription elongation factor complex. Gene Ontology annotation, molecular function: chromatin binding. Lineage: Eukaryota; Metazoa; Arthropoda; Insecta; Hymenoptera; Encyrtidae. The record is from RefSeq and is a predicted model, not a curated record.